GAAUCAUCUUCUUCCCCAUUUUGCAUUCGAAACUGAGAACAAAUGGCUUCUUCUCUAUCCACAUUCUUCCACCCAAAAUCUCCUCAUCUUUCCAAGCAAAGUCAGUCACCAAACCUCUCAUCAUCUUUCCUAUCAUCAAUCCCUUUAUCAUCAAACUCAAACAUCUCUCUUCAAUUCCGUUGCAACCAGAAACAAUCAUGCUCUGCAACUCCCAGACCUCUUACUGUCAGAGCCAUGGCUCCUCCUAAACCUGCUGGCAAAGCCAAAAAAGUGACCGGAAUGAUUAAGCUGGCGCUGGAAGCCGGAAAGGCCACACCGGCCCCACCGGUUGGGCCCGCGUUGGGUUCAAAGGGAGUCAACAUUAUGGCUUUUUGUAAAGAUUAUAAUGCCAGGACUGCCGAUAAAGCCGGUUAUAUUAUCCCCGUCGAAAUCACCGUUUAUGAUGAUAAGAGUUUUACGUUUGUGUUGAAGACGCCUCCUGCUUCGGUUCUGCUUCUUAAAGCUGCAGGUGCGGAAAAAGGUUCUAAGGACCCGCAAAGGGAAAAAGUGGGGAAAAUUACAAUCGAGCAGCUACGUGUAAUCGCAGCAGAAAAGUUGCCGGAUUUGAACUGCACGACCAUCGAAUCAGCAAUGAGAAUCAUAGCAGGAACGGCGGCUAAUAUGGGCAUCGAUAUUGACCCGCCUGUUCUUGAACGCAAAGUCAAACAAAUUCUCUAAAUCUCUUUUGUUUGACUAAUGAGAUUCAUGUAUGAGUAAUGUAGCAAUAUCUUGAAUGCAAAUAUUAUUGUAUUUGUUAUCAUGUUGUUUCUAUUUGUUUCAAAUUUUGGUAUGAAUGUGUAGAGAUGUUUGUCAUGUAAAAGACACUACCAAAGACUUGCUUGUUUUAACUUUACUUAUCCAAUAUAAAUUCCCAUUU
Helianthus annuus (common sunflower) is the source of this 916-nucleotide messenger RNA. RefSeq names its product 50S ribosomal protein L11, chloroplastic. Gene Ontology annotation, cellular component: large ribosomal subunit; ribosome. Bases 43 to 717 code for a protein of 224 amino acids. Lineage: Eukaryota; Viridiplantae; Streptophyta; Magnoliopsida; Asterales; Asteraceae. Gene Ontology annotation, biological process: translation. The transcript has 4 exons. Gene Ontology annotation, molecular function: structural constituent of ribosome; large ribosomal subunit rRNA binding. The record is from RefSeq and is a predicted model, not a curated record.